AUGUCUUGCUUCUCUGAGCGCGUCUCCAAUUAUCCUCUUGUGAAUGAUUCACUGAAAGCUGCAUCGAACGCCUAUAAUUGGGUUUCCAGUAUUGAUCGCUUGCGCAACAUUUUCCAGCUUACAGAGAGUGCUGCAUCAAUUUUGAAGGAGAAAGCCGCUUCAGUCGCUAAUACAGAUUGUGUCACAAAACUUGAUGAGAUGGCUUGCCAUCACAUUCUGGAUCGCUUUGAGGCUAUUUGUCCUUCUGUGAAGAAGCCGACUGAAGAUUUGAUCGGCCCAACAGUUGAUCGUAUUCUUGAGGUUGCCGAGAAUCAUUUUGAAACCUUUCUUCCAGAAACAAAGGCUAAAAUUGAGGGAGAACCGGCGGCUACACGUUAUGAGCGUUUAAUGCGCCUACAAAAGGCUCUGGCUUGUACGGAGAAAGUUCAAGCUGCUCAUGAGACGAUUACCAAUACAUACAAACGUAUUCAGGAUCAAAUUGUCUCUCUCUCAACGGUUGCCACCAGAGAACGUAGAGAUGCUCUUCUCUCGUCAAUAAGCACUCUCGCUACUGAGUACAAACAGAGUGCUGAAGUUGUCUAUCCUCGUUUCAAAUCUUUCGUCGCUGGCGCCGUCUCCCAACUCCAAACCUACACUCACGACCUCAGUCAAAUGAAGGUAAUUCUUUAUGCUGAACCUUUAAUGCUUAUCGGAAAGCCUUUUAUUGGGUCAGUUACUGUUUAUGUAAAGGCUAUAUCUGGUUCCUAA
This is a messenger RNA of Rodentolepis nana, 747 nucleotides long. NCBI's taxonomy places the organism in Eukaryota, Metazoa, Platyhelminthes, Cestoda, Cyclophyllidea, Hymenolepididae. The record is from the annotation of a GenBank genome assembly.